Molecule: messenger RNA, 389 nt
Organism: Penaeus chinensis
Lineage: Eukaryota; Metazoa; Arthropoda; Malacostraca; Decapoda; Penaeidae
Product: high-affinity choline transporter 1-like
Exons: 3
Coding region: 75-365 (96 amino acids)
Biological process (GO): acetylcholine biosynthetic process; choline transport
Cellular component (GO): plasma membrane
Molecular function (GO): choline:sodium symporter activity
Source: RefSeq, a predicted model, not a curated record
GUGUGUAAUUUUAUCAGGCAGAUUCCUACGAUCAUCCUUUUCCACAGGCGAGCGACCGAGAGUUGGUGUGGGUCAUGCGUAUCACCGUCUUGGUGGUCGCCGGCAUAUCAACGGUGAUCGCCAUCAAAGGAAAUUCUAUCUAUGAGCUUUUCUACCUGUGUGGUGACUUCGUGUAUGUCAUGCUGUUCCCGCAACUGACCCUGGCAGUGCACGCGCCCAACUACGUCAACACGUAUGGUUCCAUCAGUGGAUACGUCCUUGGUUUCAUCCUCAGAAUCUUGGGUGGUGAAAAGGUGCUUGGAAUCCCAGCUGUGAUAAAAUAUCCGUUUUAUAUUGACAACGUUCAGUAUUUCCCCUUCAGGUAAUGGACUAUAUGUUGUAAUUAUAAG